This is a messenger RNA of Paramecium octaurelia, 780 nucleotides long. The record is from the annotation of a GenBank genome assembly. Lineage: Eukaryota; Ciliophora; Oligohymenophorea; Peniculida; Parameciidae.
UCUUUUCAAGUUUUAAAUCAAAAGGCUCCUGAUGAGGAUCUCUCUGAUUCCCUAGCUUCAGAUGGUGCUGCUGUUUAAGAUGUGAGUCACUUACCUGUGUCACAUUUUAUCUAGUAAUAAAGUUGCAGUUUGAAAUCUAAAGAGUUUGUCAUGCCAAUCAUUAAGCAACCAUCAAAUGACAGUUAUUCAGGCAUUCCUACUAAUAAUAAUUAAUCAAUUAAGAAGUACAACUUGAGAGUGAAUUCAUCAAAUUUAUUAUCUUCAAAUCGAUUACUCCCAUUUAAUGUGGAAUGUGAGAAAUCUUACCAAAGAAAGUCCACCACUCAAUCAAAUUAAAUUAUUGAAUAAACAAAUAGUUGGUUGGAUUAAACUUCUAAAUAGCCUCCAGUGUUGAUUGUAGAUGAUAAUGAAUUCAACAUUAUUGUUUUGUAAUACAUAUUGGAAUAGUUGUAUUUAACUUGCGAUUCUGCUAUUUCAGGGUUGGUAGCAUUAAAAAAAUGCAAGGAACGAGCUUUGAGUCAAUAUAAACUGAUAUUUUUGGAUAUUGAGAUGCCUGAAAUGGAUGGAUUGGAGACAGCCAUGAAACUCUUGUAGUUUGAUUCCAGCCUUAUGAUAAUAGCUUGUACUGGGAAUCGAUAAACAUAAGAAUAAUUGGAGAGCUUCAAGUAAGUGGGAAUGUUCGGAGCUAUAGAGAAGCCGGUCACAAAAGCUAAUUUGAAAGAGUUACUCCUUAAUAUAAAUGUCUAAAGAAAUGAACCAUAAUUUACUCAUUACUUUUGA